Molecule: messenger RNA, 3879 nt
Organism: Periconia digitata
Lineage: Eukaryota; Fungi; Ascomycota; Dothideomycetes; Pleosporales; Periconiaceae
Source: the annotation of a GenBank genome assembly
UCCCCUCCCGAUUGCGCACACCACUCUUCUUUCCACCCACAACAUACCGCGGGCAUGGCGGGCUUGCCCACUCGGUUUCCCUGUUGGUGCAAAGCCGUAUACUCAUGGGGCGGUGAGACGAAACGCGAUCUGGGCUUCAUAGAAGGGGAUCUGAUCGAGUGUUUGAACGCCGGCGAUGGCUCGUGGUGGAUGGGCCGCUUGAAGCGCGACCGGCGCAUGGUCGGACUGUUCCCCUCCAACUUCGUCGAAUUGCUGCCCGAAGACUACCAACCUUGGAGCCGCAAUGCGAGUCCCAUGACAAACGAUGCCUCUUCGGCUUCGGUGUCGCGCCAGAACAGCUCUCAGCCCGUCAAGCAAACACCGCAAAAAGCAAAAACAUUCAGGAAGCCCUUCACCGCCUAUGCCGCCGCAGGCGCCCCCAAUCCUGCAGCUGCCGCACGACAGAUUGAAAAAGCGGGAGGGAGAAUAUCCACAAAUGGAAGUCUUAGAACUCACAAGCCAUAUUCGUCCAUGAAGAGGUCGUCUACGGAAAGCCGCGAGACUGCUUCUCCGAUACCAACGGCGAAACGCGGUUCCAUUCUUCGCGCAGUCUCGCCUCGACCCUCAUCCACACGCCCACCAUCCACCAGACCUCAAUCGACGAGACUGACUCAUUCCCGUGCCCCGUCGCCUGCUCCUCCUACAAAUUACCCAUCGCAUUCGAGGUCACCCUCUCCGGCGCCACCAACGCACUAUCAAGCGCAUCCGCGAGCUGUAUCGCCGGCACCACCAGCGCACUAUCAAGCGCAUCCGCGAGCUGUAUCGCCGGCACCACCUCCCAUGCACUACCGCCCUCAAUCUCGUGCCAUUUCUCCCGCUCCUCCUGUUCAUUAUGAUACCCAUUCGCGUUCUGUGUCUCCUGCUCCAUCUUUUCAGUACCGUGCAUACGACCGAGGCCCGUCUCCCUCUCCUUAUCAAGACACCAUUGAUGAUGCUUCUCCACCUCCUCCGCCUCCGCCUCCACAUCGUGUUGUCUACAACCCGAGUAGAGCUCCGUCACCCGCACCUGUGGAUAACGGCUACCAUACACCUGAACCCCGUAGCCCCAACCCUCACUCGAAAGGUGGAAGAUUCACGCCUUCGCCCUUGACAAAUGCUAUGAACGAUGUCAUGUCAUCUCUGCAAGAUAUGAGCAUGUCAAAGAGUGGAACAGAACCAGAUGAGCCUCCUACACCUCCAGGCAUCUGGUCGCCGGACGCCUUUACUGAGGUCUACCAAGCUUCUGCGAAGAAGGUGCGGGCUCAGACAUCCAUGGGAAUUGGAAGCAGCCAGUCAGACUUUGCCGCUGAGGAGACAGACGACGGUCCUCCUCAAGUUCACAACUACGUUCAGCGCAUGGAGAGUCGCUUGCGUCGGAUGCAACAACAAGAAAAGCUCAAGGAUGAACUGUUCAUUCCUCCAGAUGCUGGUGGCCCUCCACCUGCCGUCCCACCCAAAUCUUCAAAAUACAGCAGACCCGGCUCGUCUAUGGGUGGCAAUCAACCAGACGUGGAACGCAAAGAAUCCAAAACGCUCAGACAUCGCAAGUCGGCAUAUGAGAUGGGUCGCAAUGCCCUGGGUAGAACUUUCACCACCAAGACCACCUCUACGACGACUACACAUACAAGUAACAGUACUAACCGCAGCCUGAUGUCUGGUCAAUCCGCCACAGCCAUGAGCUCAACCAGUGCUGGAAGCUUUUACAGGAAGAAGUUUGCAAAAGAGCGACCUAAAAGCACAAUGGAAAUGAGGGAAACGGGCAAGGGCUACGGUUUCGACGAUGAACGGCCGGAAACACCUUUCACGGGCGUCACAUACCACUCCAGUCAUGCGUCACAAGCGCGACCAUCCACAAGUCACCAGGACCACCCUGAAUCACCGAACAAACAGCUAGACGGCCCGGAACCGCUGGGGGGCUUAGUUUCACCGAAACCGAGACGCAGCGGGUUCUUUCGAAAGAUGAUCGACACUGCAAAAACCCAGGCAGCGAAUGCUCGCAGCACAAUUGCCAGUGGAUCGAUAAGCAGACCAGGGUCUCGCGCCGCCAGCCGAGCUGCGAGUCGAGCCGCAAGUAGACUAGAUGAGCGAGGUCCGACAGCAAUUUCGGGCGGAUCGAGUGUACAGUCAGGUGCAGCACGUGACAUGGGGUUGAAUGGUUCGGUGGAUUGGGUGCAAGUUCGCCGGGACGUCAACAGAUCCAACUCAUUAAGCAAAAAUGAGAGGGUGGAAAGGUCCGAUCGAUGCCAGCUGAUGGACAUACCCGUUCUGAAUCCUGUCGACAUCCUCUACGAUUCAGCCGAAGGCGACGAAGGCUUGGAUGGGCUUCCUAUCGCCGACCCGACAGACUUCGCGAGCAGCAACCUCGGACUCGUUGACAAGAGCGCCCGGUUUGUCAACAGCGUUCCUCUUGGGACAACACCUGGCACCUUGGCUCAAUCAUACGUUUGCAGGCCUUAUCGCAGCGAUGUCCAACGUUUGCGGGCCAUAUUUACCUGGGUCAGUGAGCGCAUCGCCUGGGAGGACGAUUUCGAAGGCGAGAUUGAUGCCCGACAUGUACUUCAAAGCAAACGUGGAUGCUCGCAAGAAAUUGCAAUUGUGGUUGCGGAGAUGUGUGCUUCCGUCGGACUCCACGCUGAAGUUGUAAGGGGUUAUCUUAAGACUCCCGGUGAGCCGCUGGAUCUUGAGAGCGUAGCUCGACCCAAUCACUUCUGGAAUGCAGUCAUCGUGGAAGGUGAAUGGCGCUUGAUGGACUGCUCUCUCGCAGGUCCAACAAACCCAAAGCGCGCCCAAUACUCAAAUGCUGGAGCUCAGGUAGCUGAAACCUGGUAUUUCCUGGCACGGCCGAUGGAGAUUUGCUACUCGCACGUUCCCCUUCUUCCAGAGCAGCAGCACAUAUGUCCGCCUCAACCGCAUGAGGUUCUCAUGGCGCUUCCAUGUGCGACACCAACAUAUUUUAAACAUCGGCUGCAUAUGAUAGACUUCGACACCAGUCUUCUCAACCUUGAAAACCUCGAAAUGGCGCACAUCCACGUUAACGUCCCCGAAGAUGUAGAGUGUGUGGCAGAGGUGGAAGCAAGGGCCUACUCCCAAGACGCCGACGGGGACUUCUUCGAAAGUGGUGAGGUUGUACGCAAGCCUGCAUUGGCGCAAGCAGAGUGGGUAGCAGGACAAAAACGAUACACUAUAAAAGCUCUGCUACCAGGCGACGAGGGCCACGGAGUGCUGAAACUGUACGCCGGGCCUCGCGGUCUCAUGCACUCCAACAAACUCAAUCCACACGCUCUCGCUCUGGGCCUGCCCAUAUCCCACACGGGCACCAACCCACCGUACUCCUUCCUCACGCUUCACCCCACUCCACAUGCUCAACGCCAUGACCUCUAUGUCGCACAACCACAAUGCGCAAAUAUCGCCUUAAACAAUACCUUUGUCUUCACCGUCCGACAACACCCCUCCUCUCUAACCCGCACUCCCGACCCCCCACAAACUCCUGGCGGCGCCGGCGGUCGCGCAUCCCCCAACCCAUAUAUGCGUCCCGCCUCCGCAAUGAGUGUGCAGAGCAUCUCCGCCUCGGGCUCCAACUACACAAACCCAUCACAAACAUCAUCCAACGGCUCUUCAAACCCCGCUGCCAACGGUGGACCCGUCACGAUGAAACCUGCCAAAUUGGCUAUACAGACCCCAAGUGGAAAGAUUAUCAGAUUGACAAGGAAACAUGAACAUCUUUCUGGUGCGGAUAGCGACGCCGAUGGCACAGUUUGGGAGACUGUUAUUAAGUUGGGAGAAAGGGGUGUUUGGAGGGGACUAGUGCUUGCGGAUCGCAGUGCUAGGUGGUGUGUUUUUGCGCAGUGGGACUGUGCGUGA